Messenger RNA from Maylandia zebra (zebra mbuna), 2789 nucleotides. Lineage: Eukaryota; Metazoa; Chordata; Actinopteri; Cichliformes; Cichlidae. The record is from RefSeq and is a predicted model, not a curated record.
UCUGUGGAUCAGCAGUGACAUGGUCACAGUGGGUACUGUAGCAGUCAGCCUCAUGUGCCGUCUGAAGCAGUGUGAGAGUGUCAGUAGAUGAUCAGCAGAGGAAAGUGAAGCUGCUGUGAGCUGAUGUCCUGAAGGGCUUUUAAAGAGUCUCUGAGUUUGACAGGAACAUGAAGAUGUUUGUGGUGUUUGUGAUCCUCCUGCACGUUUCCCAGCAUGCUCUGGCUGUGGUGGUGGAGGUGUAUGAGGGUGAGAGAUCUGUCCUGCUGUCCUGUCAGUUCUCAGGUUUUAUACCUGAGCACCCUGCAGUGAUGUGGACUCGCAGUGAUCUUCAUCCCAAAUCUCUCCACCUACAGCGUGAAGGAAGAGAUGAUCUUGGAGGACAAAACCAGCGUUACAGCGGGCGCACGUCGAUGAGACCUGAUGCUCUGGACACUGGAGACUUUAGCCUCACUCUGAGAAAACCAACAAAGACUGACAGUGGAGCAUACACCUGCUCCAUCAGUGAUGGAGGAGAUGAACUGAAAGUGACAGAUAUACAGCUGCAGGUCAAAGACGACCAAGAGGAGGUGACAAUGUGGAAAACGUCAGACUUCAUCAUCCUGCCCUGCAAAACAAAACCUGAGCUGCCUGAGGGUUCCAGAGUGGAGUGGACUCGCUCUGACCGAGUGGUCCAUGUGUAUUCAAACAGAAGUGAUCACCUUAAGAACCAGGACGACAUUUACUGUGGCCGCACGAAGAUGAACAAAGACCUGCUGAGAACUGGAGACCUCAGUCUGACCCUGAAAUACCCCACAGAGAGAGACAGUGGAGGAUACAUCUGCACCAUCUACAGGGACAAAGACAUCCUGAGACAGAAAGUAGUGCUGCAGGUCAAAGAACCAUUUCCAUCCUGGGCCACAUUUCUCCUGGUUCUCUUGGGCCUCCUGGUUCUUCUUGGGAUUUCUGGAGGUCUCAUAUCUUAUUUACGUCACUAUUUCAUGUCAGGUUACAAGGUGGAGGUAGAUUCAGGGAUGGAGUCUGUCCUGCUGCCCUGUAAAACCACAGUUCAUCUGCCUGAAGAUGGUAAAGUGGAGUGGACGGAUAAAAAUGGAAAGGUCCACGUGUAUGAGAACGGCUCUGACAAACCUGAAUACCAGCACCCAGAUUUUAAAGCCAGAACCAAGAUGAGGAAAAAUCUGCUGAUGCUUGGAGACUUCAGUCUGACCCUGAAAUACCCGACAAUCACAAACACCUACACCUGCACCAUCUACAGCAGGGAGGGAAACAUCCUGAUGAAGAAACACGUGAAGCUGACUGUCAAAGUCCCCCAGGUGGAGGUGGAUUCAGGGGUGGAGUCUGUCCAGCUGCCUUUCAAAACCUCUUCAAAAGUUCCCCUGCUUGACAUAGCAACCAUUGAGUGGACAAACAUGUACAACACAAAGGUCCACGUGUAUCAGAAGAGCUCUGACCAGCCUGAAGAACAGGACAAGAUCUACACAGAAAGAACGAAAAUGAAUGAAGACCCACUGAAAACUGGAGACCUCAGUCUGACCCUGAAAUACCCCACAGAUGGAAACACGGGUAUCUACACCUGCAUCGUCUACGACACCAAGAAAAACAUCCUGCUGAAGAAAAAGGUGGAGCUGAGAGUCAAAGACUGUCUGGUGGAGGUGAAGGAGGGGGCGGAGUCUGUUGAGCUGCCCUUCAAAACCACAGGAAACCUGCCUGAAGAUGCCACAGUAGAGUGGGAAUACUGUGAACCUGAAUGCAGGAAGGUCCACAUGUAUGAAAAAAGAUCUGACCAGCCUGACAAAAAGGACGAGGAAUACAGGGACCGAACAUCAAUGAAUGAAGACCCUCUAAAAACUGGAGACCUCAGUCUGACCCUGAAACACCCCACAGAGAGAGACAGUGGGAGAUACAGAUGUGAAGUCAAGUCUGGCUGUAAACUUCUCAGAAGGAAAAUGUUGUUUCUAAAAGGGAGAGUUCAGGUCCAGGAUCAAACAGGGGACAUCAGGACCAGAAGCAGCUCCAUUGAUCCGACUCCUCUGACGGCUGAUCAAUCAGUGUUAUGACUGCUGUCGUAAUGUUGUCUCUCAUAUGCACCUGGAGACGGUGCCUGCAGAUUGGCUAACUACAUGGAGACAACAUAUUUACACAGCAGCAUGUAGGGGUGGACUGCCUUUGUAUUUGAUCGCUGUUUUCUCCUGUUUUUGUUAGUUUUGGAGGUACGCUGCUGUCAUUUGGUUUAAUUUCUUUGAGUAUGUUGUUUGUAUCAUUGUCUCAGGGACCAAGCAGUAAAGCAUAAAGGACACAGAUGUUUAAUUUAAAAAAUUGGGUUUUAUUGACCCAAAAGUAUAAAAAGAUAUUUAACAAAGCCAAAACUUAAACAGGCAGACCAGCAAAACAGGUCAACUCAAUAGACUAAGCUCAAGGUAACAAUUAACGAAACCUCAAGCAAACAUAAGACAAACUGACCUCCUGAAAUGACACACGGGGGAACAUUAAUACUGGUUUAGCUAUAACACAUGACACACACAGAGGAAAACAAAAUGGCUGCCAUAUAACCAACUAAUACAAACCAAUUAAACUUGAAACACCCUCCAGGCAAUGAGGCAUGACGGUUGACAGUGGUACUUCAGCUCUCCCAGCCCUUUGCCAGACCGGAGAGGAACCAAACCCCAGGUGACUCACACACAGGAAGAUGUAUUAAUAUAAAACAGAACUUUGACCUUGCAGUGUUCACAUGUGUGUGUCAGGCGUUGUGUGGAGGCGAGGAAGAAGGAACCCAAACGCAGGACUGGCAGGGA